AUGAGAUCGAUAUUAAUUUUAGUUUGUUUAAUUAAUUUCAACCUAGCAUGCCGGCCUGCGGGAGAGAUAGAACAAUCUGGAGGCAAAAAAGAAGAGAAGAAGAAUAAGACACAACGACCAAAAUUCUUCUCAAAUCAAUCGUGGGGUGGUUGGAUCCCGCCGGACGACAGUUGGAAGAAAUGGGUCGAGUUAUGGGGACAAGAGAAUACAUCGAUGGGUUUCGAUAGUACUGAAGAUGGCAGAAACCCUGAGGACGGCUGGCCGACUUAUUGGAAGGGUCUGGGUAAGGGUAAUUCAGGCGUCCCACCACCUCCAUGGGCGUACAUCCCAGAGAACUAUGGCAGACCGGAGUUUUGUUACCUCCUACCAGUGGAGGGUAACUGCAAUAGGUCACAAUACAGAUGGGGUUUCAAUCCUACGAUAAACGCGUGCGACAGGUUUUUAUACAGCGGCUGUGGUGGUAAUGAGAACAACUUCAUGAAUAGAAGGGACUGUGACCAGGCGUGUGGACAACCUGCACAGACGGAUUGCGACUUUGAAGCUAUGCCUAAAUUAGUAUAA
This is a messenger RNA of Danaus chrysippus (African queen), 561 nucleotides long. The record is from the annotation of a GenBank genome assembly. NCBI's taxonomy places the organism in Eukaryota, Metazoa, Arthropoda, Insecta, Lepidoptera, Nymphalidae.